CGCUGCGGGCCCGGGCCCCGAGCUGUGCCGCUCCGCUCGCCCGGGCCCCGCCGAGGCUGCUGCGCCCCCGCCUCCUUGCGGGAGGACUCACUCCAAACUCCCUGAACUUCGGGGACAGUCCCCCGAAGCGGCGAAACUCUCAGGGUUGGCAGCCCUGCCCAGGGAUCCCCAUCCCGGGCGGCGCUCCGGACGCCCUCUCCUCACCGCGGCCCCGCAGACACGUGCCUGGACUCUCAGGGCCUCUGGAGCCCCCGGCCCGGCCAAGAUGCUCAUGAGGAAAGUGCCCGGCUUCGUCCCGGCCUCCCCGUGGGGGCUGCGGCUGCCGCAGAAGUUCCUCUUCCUCCUCUUCCUCUCGGGCCUCGUCACCCUGUGCUUCGGGGCCCUCUUCCUGCUGCCCCACUCCUCUCGCCUCAAGCGCCUCUUCCUGGCCCCCCGGACCCAGCAGCCUGGCCUGGAGGUGGUGGCCGAAAUCGCCGGCCAUGCCCCAGCCCGCGAGCAGGAGCCGCCUCCCAACCCGGCCCCUGCCGCGCCGGCCCCGGGCGAGGAUGACCCCAGCAGCCGGGCCAGUCCCCGCCGCAGGAAAGGGGGGCUGCGGCGCACCCGCCCCACCGGGCCCCGCGAGGAGGCCACGGCGGCCCGGGGCAAUAGCAUCCCGGCCUCCAGGCCCGGGGACGAGGGCGUCUCUUUCCGCUUUGACUUCAACGCAUUCCGGAGCCGCCUCCGCCACCCGGUCCUGGGAAUGAGGGCCGAUGAGAGUCAGGAGCCCCAGAGCCGAGUGCGAGCCCAGCGGGAGAAAGUCAAGGAGAUGAUGCAGUUUGCUUGGCAGAGCUAUAAGCGUUAUGCAAUGGGGAAAAACGAACUCCGUCCACUAACGAAAGACGGCUACGAGGGUAACAUGUUCGGAGGCCUCAGUGGGGCGACGGUCAUUGACUCCCUCGACACCCUCUACCUCAUGGAGCUGAAAGAGGAGUUCCAGGAGGCCAAGGCCUGGGUGGAAGAGAGCUUCCACCUGAAUGUGAGCGGAGAAGCAUCCUUGUUUGAGGUGAACAUUCGCUACAUCGGGGGACUCCUCUCAGCCUUCUACCUGACGGGAGAAGAGGUGUUCCGAAUAAAGGCCAUCAGGCUGGGAGAGAAGCUCCUGCCAGCGUUCAACACCCCCACGGGAAUCCCAAAGGGCGUGGUGAGCUUCAAAAGUGGGAGCUGGGGCUGGGCCACGGCCGGCAGCAGCAGCAUCUUGGCGGAGUUUGGAUCCCUGCACUUGGAAUUCUUACACCUCACCGAGCUCUCUGGCAACCAGGUCUUCGCUGAAAAGGCAAGUCUCCUCCCCACUCUCCCAAACAGCUCCCACCUUCUUCCUGCUGAGCAGAGGGAUGAGCGUGCAGCUGCCACAGGGUUUUCAGAGGCGAGUCGGAAUAUCUGCAAGGUCAGGAAGAUCAAAGCCUCUUUUUGCCUUUACCCCACCCUUGGUAGCCACAGUGAGGGGAACUGGUGCAACCACCACCUCCCGCUUGAUGGUCUUGGAGUGAGCUUUUAUGAAUAUUUGAUCAAAUCCUGGUUGAUGUUGGGCAAGACAGAUAAGGGUGGAGGGCAAAAUAUGUACUACGAAGCUUGAGAGGCGAUAGAGACCUACUUGCUGAAUGUCUCUCCCGGGGGGCUGACCUACAUCGCCGAGUGGCGAGGGGGGAUUCUGGACCACAAGAUGGGGCACCUGGCCUGUUUCUCCGGGGGCAUGAUCGCCCUUGGCGCCGAGGAUGCCAAGGAAGAAAAGAGGGCCCACUACCGAGAGCUCGCAGCCCAGAUCACCAAGACGUGCCACGAGUCAUACGCCCGCUCAGACACCAAACUCGGGCCCGAGGCCUUCUGGUUUAACUCCGGCAGAGAGGCCAUAGCCACCCAGCUGAGCGAGAGCUACUACAUCCUCCGGCCAGAGGUGGUGGAGAGCUACAUGUACCUGUGGCGACAGACCCACAACCCCAUCUACAGGGAGUGGGGCUGGGAGGUGGUGCUGGCCUUGGAGAAACACUGUCGGACAGAAGCCGGUUUCUCUGGGAUCCAAGACGUGUACAGUAGCACCCCCAGCCACGACAACAAGCAGCAGAGCUUCUUUCUCGCGGAGACACUAAAGUAUCUCUAUCUUCUGUUCUCUGAAGAUGACUUGCUCUCCCUGGAAGACUGGGUGUUCAACACCGAGGCCCACCCGCUCCCGGUGAAUCACUCAGACAGCUCCGGCAGGGCCUGGGGCAGACACUGACCUCAUCCCCCGCCGCCGCCCUGGGGCCACCGCAGGGAUGCCUUGCCUUUUCAGGAUUUGGGACUGUUUUCAAAGGGACUGGGAACGAAGGCCCCAUCUCGGGCAGACCCCCAGCAGAUGUGUCAGACAAGCAACUUCUUUUCCUCUGUGAGGAGACAAGACUUGGAGACGCAGCAAUGUAAGGCCAGGGCCAUGGCCACACUGGCCCACACAUUCCUUUCUACAGAGAAUUUCUAUGAAGCCCUCUCACUUGCCAUUCCAGGGCCAAAGACCGGAGGUUUGCAAUCUGCCCCAUGUAUUUGAUUUGCUUCCUUUUGGUUUCUCGGUUUUUGUUUUUGCUUGAUUUUGUCUUUUCUCUAUGGUUUAGUUUUAUCACAAUUAUACAUACAGUUUUCAGAAUUAUGCGCUUUCUAAAAUGAUGUCAUCCUGAUAAACAAAACCCAGUGUUUGCACAUAUACAAAAUCUUGACCCCGUUAUCUAUAUUUUAAAUGCUUUUUGCCCAACACUGACCCUGCAUUCAACUAUGUGUCAUUUACCUUAUAAUUUGAGGAGGGGAUUCCCUUUGAUUGGGCCUCAGUGUUACAAAUCACUAGUGCUCUUUUCAUUAUUAUUGUAAUGAAAAAAUCUGUGAACUAGAAUAAAAGAGUUUAUUGAAUAAGAAA
Messenger RNA from Chlorocebus sabaeus (green monkey), 2914 nucleotides. The record is from RefSeq and is a predicted model, not a curated record. NCBI's taxonomy places the organism in Eukaryota, Metazoa, Chordata, Mammalia, Primates, Cercopithecidae.